AUGGCAGUAUCUGCUCCUGUCCAGGAAGCACUCAUAAUCCAGAUCUCUCUUGCGGUGGCAUUGCACCUUUGGUUCAAGAAACACGAACCCAAAUCAAUUUCGGCUGUAUUCGUUAUCCUGAUCGGCCUUUCAGCUCCAUCGGCAUUAUUAUUACUGUUUCCUCAUUUUGAUUCGCUGGUGAAAGCGGUCGGAACCAGUUUUGUCACCCUUGUUGUCACCCUACUUUCCUCUAUUCUUGUUUAUCGCCUGUCUCCCUUUCACCCGCUCUCAUGCUAUCCUGGACCUUGGCAGUGUAAGGCCACAAAACUCUGGGGCGCGUACAUUGCAUGGCAAGGCAAACCACACGUCUAUUACAAGUCACUGCACGACGUCUACGGGCCGAUUGUUCGAAUCGGUCCUAAUGAGAUUUCUGUUGCGGAAGUGGACAUGCUUCCAAACAUCUUGGGGACAUCUGGGAUGCCCAAAGGCCCAAUGUGGGAGGGUCGAUCAAGCGUCCCUUCCAAGAAACGAAAACUCAAUGACCAUCUCACCUCUACUCGAGACCUUCGGCGGCAUGCACAGCUUCGGCGACCAUGGAACGCAGCGUUUAAACCAGCAGCCGUUGCAAACUAUACAGAAUUUCUGAUCGCCCGUUCUGAACAGUUCGUGACAAAGUUGAAGGAGGUCCUGCAGACUCCGAAUGCUGCACAACGAGUAGACAUUGCCCUGUGGAUUAAUUACCUUGCCUUCGACGUUGUUGGCGAUCUAGCAUUUGGUGGCGUGUACUCGUUCCUGGUAGAUGGAGACCGGGACGGCAUUCUUAGGACAAUUAGAAGGGGCAUUUUCCCUCCAAGCGUCUCGCAGCACGUUCCGUGGCUCCAAGAAAUAAUGCGUAAAUUGCCCUUCCUUGGCAAAGACUCCCGGAAGUUCGGGCAAUUCGGACUAGAGCAAGGCAAAAAGCGGGCGGCGCUCUCGGACACUCUGAAGCGUAAAGACCUUUUUCAUUACUUGAUCGAGGAUGACCCAAAUGCAAUGGCCAAUCCUAUUCCCGUGAUCACAUCAAACGCACUUCUUGCCAUCGUAGCAGGGUCGGACACCAGCACUUCCGUCCUGUGCAACAUCGUCUACUACCUCCUCCAAAAUCCUGAAUACCUCGUACGACUGCGUAGUGAAAUCGACGAUGCCUACCCCAGCCCUGUCCUGAACGAAGCGAUCGACGUGAACUCUUUAGGCGCGUUACCCUUGUUGAAUGGUGUCGUGAACGAGGCUCUUCGCCUCCAACCGCCUAUCGCGAGCAGCCUCCAACGCGCUCCAGCCCUCGGAAGUGGAGGCAAGCUGCUGGCGCCUGGUUUGUUCAUCCCCGAAGGUACCGCUGUUCAAGUCUCGCCCUACAUCUUCCAUCGCGAUCCGAGAUAUUUUUCUCCUCGCCCAGACGAAUUCUGGCCAGACCGGUGGAUAAGCAAGGAUCCCAGUCUCAUGCUCAAUAGAGCGGCCUUCAUCCCUUUUUCUGUUGGACCUGCGAACUGCCCAGGGAAACCGCUCGCAAUGAUGGAGCUGCGGUACAUAACGUGCUUGCUUGUGCGUACCUUCGACAUGUCGUUCGCGGAUGGAUACGACCAUGCGCACUGGGAGGAAGGGCUUUUCGACCACUUUGUCAUGUUAAAAGGAGAAUUACCGCUGAAACUGCAAGUCAGGGUGGGGUAG
Messenger RNA from Cyclocybe aegerita, 1683 nucleotides. The record is from the annotation of a GenBank genome assembly. NCBI's taxonomy places the organism in Eukaryota, Fungi, Basidiomycota, Agaricomycetes, Agaricales, Hemipholiotaceae.